Messenger RNA from Strongylocentrotus purpuratus (purple sea urchin), 1344 nucleotides. RefSeq names its product slit homolog 3 protein-like. The record is from RefSeq and is a predicted model, not a curated record. Gene Ontology annotation, biological process: signal transduction. NCBI's taxonomy places the organism in Eukaryota, Metazoa, Echinodermata, Echinoidea, Camarodonta, Strongylocentrotidae. The transcript is spliced from 4 exons. Bases 1 to 1344 code for a protein of 447 amino acids. Gene Ontology annotation, molecular function: protein binding.
AUGGCUCAUCUCACGAUGGUUUCCUUGACGCGAACACUUUUGAUCUUGAUAUUUUUUGGAGGUAUCGUGCAGAAGGUUAGAGUGGACAUACCGCUCCUUUCACCACAGCCAAACUAUUCAUGCCCAGUCCAGGAUCGUCACUUCGCUAAGUGCGCUCAUCUCAAUCUUACAUCAGUUCCCCAAGACCUUCCGCAUGACCUGCUCGUCUUAUCCAUCUAUCAUAACCAUUUAACAGAACUUGGAAACAGGUCUUUCAUGAAUUACAACCAACUUGAAAAACUGUUAGCUGAUCAUAACACCAUUGCUUUCAUUGAUAGUGGAACAUUCGAACCUCUACCAAGAUUGAAGGUCUUGGAACUAGAGCAUAACCUGAUUACAUUUCUACCCAUCUAUUAUCUUCAGAAGAAUGCUCUGUUAUAUAUAAUAAAUCUAUCACACAACAAGAUCAGUACCAUCUCUGGCACUUCGGUGAGUACUCAGAAGAGGUUUGCUCUGCGUGGUCUGGAAAAACUGCAAGUUCUGAGCCUUGGAGGAAAUCGUAUAUCUAACAUCAAUAAUGAAUCAUUUUGUGGCCUACAUGCACUGGUUAACCUAAGUUUGCACAAUUUAAGGGUGUUGCAGCUGCAGAAUAAUUUAAUUAAAUUCAUCCAGCAAGGGCUGUUUAUGGGCACAAAUGAACUUGAACAGUUGUACUUACAAAAUAAUCACAUUUCGACCGUAGCCUCCAACACUUUCAUGCCGUCAAGUUUGAGAAGAUUAAAUAUUGCAAACAAUCCCUUAACAUGCGAUUGCCAACUUGCCUGGUUUAGACAAUGGUUGAACGAGUUGGCCAUCGUUGGUUACCAUGAGAUCACUGAAGAUCGAAAUCCGGAGGACUAUGAAUACCAACUCAACCUCAUGUUCCAUGACGACGAUGAAUGGUGGGUAAAUGACUUCAUGAAACCUUUUCUGGAGCAGAGGAUGCCUCAUCUGGAGCGCGUCAUAUUUGGCGAUGCCGAUCUUCACCCAGGAUUGUUCUACUUGAACGCCAUCUAUGACGUCAUCGAAAACAGCCACAAGACAAUAUUGUUGCUAAGCAACCAGUCUGUAGAUGAUACCUGGUACAUGACCAAGCUCCGUAUGGCAGUGGAGCACAUGAAUGACACCAAGUUGGAGAAGGUCAUCCUGAUUUUCCUCGAAGACAUUGAUGAUGACCAUCUACCGUACCUUGUUAGGCUCUUGCUGAGUCGGAACAAGCCUUAUUUGCUGUGGACAGAGGAUGGAGAAGGCCAGGAGGUCUUCUGGGCAAAGGUCCAGAAGAACAUGAGAUCAAACCGGCAAAUGAACAAUGUUAUACCCGUUUAA